Molecule: messenger RNA, 1550 nt
Organism: Amphibalanus amphitrite
Lineage: Eukaryota; Metazoa; Arthropoda; Thecostraca; Balanomorpha; Balanidae
Source: the annotation of a RefSeq genome assembly
AUCUUUACAAAAGCGCGACAAUGAUUAUUUUCUACUAAUCACAAAGAUAUUGGAACUUUAUAUUUAAUUUUUGGAGCUUGAUCAGCUAUAGUUGGAACAGCUCUAAGAAUACUAAUUCGAGCUGAACUUGGUCAACCGGGUAGACUAAUUGGAGAUGAUCAAAUUUAUAAUGUAAUUGUUACAGCUCACGCUUUUAUUAUAAUUUUUUUUAUAGUUAUACCUAUUAUGAUUGGAGGUUUUGGAAACUGACUUCUACCGUUAAUGUUAGGAGCACCAGAUAUGGCUUUCCCUCGAUUAAAUAAUAUAAGAUUCUGGCUUCUUCCUCCAGCUUUAAUAUUAUUAAUUAGUGGUUCUUUAGUAGAGGCGGGGGCUGGAACAGGAUGAACAGUUUACCCUCCUUUAUCAAGUAACAUUGCUCAUUCUGGUGCUUCAGUUGACUUAUCAAUUUUCUCUUUACAUUUAGCAGGUGCUUCGUCAAUUUUAGGUGCCAUUAAUUUUAUGUCUACAGUUAUUAACAUACGAGCUGAAACACUGACAUUUGAUCGACUUCCAUUAUUUGUCUGAAGAGUAUUUAUUACUGUAAUUCUUUUACUUUUAUCACUUCCAGUACUAGCAGGAGCUAUUACUAUGUUGCUAACAGAUCGAAAUCUAAAUACCUCAUUUUUUGAUCCAACAGGAGGUGGAGAUCCAAUCUUAUACCAACAUCUAUUUUGGUUUUUUGGGCAUCCUGAGGUUUAUAUUUUAAUUUUACCAGCUUUUGGAAUGAUUUCACAUAUUGUAGCCAGUGAAAGUGGUAAAAAAGAAUCUUUUGGAACUUUAGGAAUAAUUUAUGCUAUGAUUGCAAUUGGAAUUUUAGGGUUUGUUGUAUGAGCUCACCACAUGUUUACAGUUGGAAUAGACGUUGAUACUCGAGCAUAUUUUACUUCUGCUACUAUAAUUAUUGCUGUGCCUACAGGAAUUAAAGUCUUUAGUUGACUUGGAACUUUACACGGUACACAAUUUUCUUAUAGCCCUCCUCUUCUUUGAGCUUUAGGAUUUCUAUUUUUAUUUACUGUUGGAGGGGUAACAGGAGUAGUUCUUGCUAAUUCAUCUAUUGAUAUUGUUCUUCAUGAUACAUAUUACGUAGUAGCUCACUUCCAUUACGUCCUAUCUAUGGGGGCUGUAUUUGGUAUUAUAGCCGGAGCAGUCUACUGAUUUCCAUUGUUAACAGGAAUUACUAUGAAACCAAAAUGAUUAAAAAUUCAUUUUGGAUCUAUAUUUAUUGGAGUUAAUGUAACUUUCUUUCCUCAGCACUUUUUAGGGUUAGCGGGUAUACCUCGACGAUAUUCAGACUAUCCAGAUGCUUAUACUGCAUGAAAUGUAGUUUCAUCAAUUGGUUCUACCUUAUCUUUUAUUAGAGCUUUAGGGUUUAUUUAUAUUAUUUGAGAGGCUAUGGUUUCUCAACGACCUACAAUUUUUAGACCAAAUCUAUCCUCUAACUUAGAAUGAGUUCACACUACUCCUCCUCAUUACCAUAGUUACGACGAAUUACCUCAGUUUACAAUUCGAUA